Messenger RNA from Drosophila ficusphila, 2095 nucleotides. RefSeq names its product F-box/LRR-repeat protein fbxl-1 (gene FipoQ). Gene Ontology annotation, molecular function: protein binding. The record is from RefSeq and is a predicted model, not a curated record. The transcript has 7 exons. Bases 341 to 1876 code for a protein of 511 amino acids. Gene Ontology annotation, biological process: SCF-dependent proteasomal ubiquitin-dependent protein catabolic process; positive regulation of protein ubiquitination. Gene Ontology annotation, cellular component: SCF ubiquitin ligase complex. NCBI's taxonomy places the organism in Eukaryota, Metazoa, Arthropoda, Insecta, Diptera, Drosophilidae.
CAGUUGCCAGAGAGUUGUGGAGCCGUCAAGAUCGCGGAACAGUUUGCCCACGUAAUGCCUUACAAUUAAACGGAUUCCUAGGACUAAUUUGCCAGUAAUUUGCGAUCGAAAAAGUGAAAGCUUAAGUGUAAUUGCCAAGUAUUUUCGAUCCCCCAUCAUUGUUGUUGAAAAACGUCGCCUGCACAAAAUUCCCACAACGACACAACCCGGCGCCCGCCCGCAUAUUUCCCAUAGAUAGAACCAGAACUACACGGAUCCAGACAGACUAUAUACUAUAUACAACAGCGCACACAGACAGUUCCCCGGCUGAUCCGAUCCAAGAGUUGGGACAGUGCCCACGAUGGAUAAUUGGAAUGUUUUGGCAGCGCAAACCUCAUCGCAGGCCAUCGGACUUCACGACUCUGGGGUGGUGAGGACCCGACUGACCAUUGAGAAGCUGCCCGACAAGGUUCUACUGCACAUCUUCUCUUACUUGUCGCACCGCGAGAUUUGUCGCCUGGCCCGGAUUUGUCGUCGAUGGCGGCAGAUUGCCUACGACACGCGCCUCUGGAAGAAUGUGUCCCUGCGACCGGAGGUCUCUGGACUGCAUGUGGGCUCCCUGGAGAUGCUGCUCCAGCUGAUCUCCGUGAGGUUCGGUCCAACGUUGCGCUACAUCGAACUGCCCAUCGAGCUGAUCACGCACACAGUGCUCCACGAGCUGUCCGCCAAGUGUCCGAAUCUCACUCACAUGCUGCUGGACUUCUCCACGGCCAUGCAGCUGCACGAUUUCAGCGAGAUGCAGGCCUUUCCCACCAAACUGCGCUACAUGUGCGUCUGUCUCUCCGAGGUGAUCUUCAUGGAGGGCUUCAUGCGCAAGAUCUACAACUUCAUCAACGGCUUGGAGGUGCUCCACCUGAUCGGCACCUAUGAGAAGUGCGAGGAGGAGGAGGAGGAGAUCUACGAGGUCAUCAAUGUGCACAAACUAAAGUCGGCCACUCCGAAUUUGCGGGUGAUCAAUCUGUAUGGAAUCAACUUCAUCGACGACUCGCACAUCGAUGCCUUCAGCUCCAACUGCAUCCAGCUGGAGUGUCUGGCAGUUAACUUCUGCAACAAGGUCACCGGCUCCACUUUGAAGACCCUCAUCCAGAGGUCCAAGCGCCUGACCUGUCUGCUCAUGAAUGGCACCAGUUUAAAGUCCGAGUUUGUGAUGCAGGCCGAAUGGGACAAGUGCGCUCUGCAGGAGUUGGACAUCACGGCCACGGAUCUUUCGCCCGAGUGCCUUGUGGAUUUGCUAACCAGGAUUCCUAGCUUAAAGUUCCUAUCCGCCGGACAGAUCAAUGGAUUCAAUGACAGCGUUCUCAAGCAAUGGAUGGAGUCAGGAACUACAAGGUCUCUUAUUUCCCUUGAUUUGGACUCAUCGGACAACAUUACAGAUGAAGGUCUCCUUAAGUUCAUUCAGCGCCAGGGUCACCAGCUCAGCGCCUGUUGCCUUUCCGGAAUGCCUCAUAUCACCGAUCAGUUGUGGAUGAGUAUUCUUCCUUUGCUCGGAAACUGCAAGAUCAUAGUCAUGGGCACGGCUGAGAAACUAGGAGUCAAUAUCCAUGUGGACCAGCUGAUGGACACCAUAGCCUCCAACUGCGGCAACUUGGAACGCCUGGAGUUACGCUGGGAUCCGGAUAACCUGCGAUUCUCCGACAAAAGCCAAAAAGCCAUCGACAUUCUGCGUGUCAAGUGCCUCAAAUUGCGCUGCAUGGUCCUCAGCGAUGGUCGUUAUUAUGAGACGGUUAAGGCCAACUUUGAACGUGCCGAUCGAAUCACCGUGGUGCGGACCACCACCUGUUGUAGGGUUUCACCUUAUCACCUGCUCCGCAACUAUAAUGAUUUGAUUUUCAACUGAGAAAUAUUUGUGACAUAUCAAACUGUUCAUAUUAUUGUUAACCGCAAACGAAACACCCAAAUCUCUAGUCAAAAGUCAACACAAAUGUUUCUGUGUUUUCGCUUACUUUAAACUGUUUUUUAAUGUUUUCUGUAUUUUCCGCUUCUUUCGUUUAAUUACAUUAAAUCUAAAUAAACAUACAUAGGUAAUUUAAAUAAAAACAAAACAAAGAAUUUCUUA